This is a messenger RNA of Polyodon spathula (Mississippi paddlefish), 2599 nucleotides long. RefSeq names its product transcription regulator protein BACH1-like. The record is from RefSeq and is a predicted model, not a curated record. The coding region runs from base 165 to 2240 and encodes 691 amino acids. Gene Ontology annotation, biological process: regulation of transcription by RNA polymerase II. Gene Ontology annotation, molecular function: protein binding; DNA-binding transcription factor activity, RNA polymerase II-specific; RNA polymerase II cis-regulatory region sequence-specific DNA binding. The transcript is spliced from 5 exons. Lineage: Eukaryota; Metazoa; Chordata; Actinopteri; Acipenseriformes; Polyodontidae.
UCACAUGAUUGCUGUCCGAAAGAAAACGAAGGUUUGAGGCUGGCAGAGGAGCUUAAUGAAAUGUAAUGGAAGAAUGUUUGGAAAUAAAAUAGAAUCGCUGGGGUAAGAAGUCGAAACAUAACUUACAGCUGACAACAACGGGUGUUUUACCGGUGUUAAACAGAAUGUCUUUAAUUAAUACCAGGGGUUCAGUUUACACCUACCAGUCUUCAGUCCACAGUUCACACAUUCUUCUUUGCCUGAAUGAUCAAAGACAGCGUGAUGUACUUUGUGACGUGACUAUUGUGGUAGAAGACCGGAGGUUUCGUGCACACCGUUCUUUGGUUGCUGCCUGCAGUGAUUAUUUUCAUUCAAGAGUUACAGGUCUAUCGGAAGCUGGCCUUGUUGUUACACUUCCUACAGAGGUAACAGUAAAAGGAUUCGAACCAUUGCUUGAGUUUGCAUAUACUGCCAAACUUUUGUUAACCAAAGAAAAUGUUCUAGAGGUCUGUAUUUGUGCAGACAUUUUGGGUUUCCACAACUUGGAAAAAACAUGCUUUAAUUUUGUAAUAGCAAAGUUCUAUGAAAGUAGGACAGACCCACAGGAUAGUCCCAGAAAACUGUGCUGCAAAACAAAAUGCUGGAAGUCAAAGCCCCAAGCCACCCAGGAAGAUUCUUUAGGUUUAAACGUAGAUGAUGUUGGAGUUGAGUUCUUGGACAGUGUAUCACAAAGGAGCAUUGUUUCUGUACUCCUAAAAUCAAAGAAAGAUACAGUAAUAUACUCGAAAUUAGCAGAAGUAUCUGGAAGUUGCAACCCGAACUGUUCCGAGAGAGACGCACAGGCAGGUUAUUCAUCUUUAUGCCCCAAAUACAGGAAGUUUCAGCUUGCUUAUGGGAAAGAUGGAUGCAACCCCUCACUACAGGAUAUUCAGACUCCACAGUUUCUCCAAACACAAAAUGAAAUCUGCAGCCUUACAGAUGGAAACACUGAUGAAGGAAAGGGAAAUACCACCGGCAAUAUUGACACCGAAUCCAAAAUGGGAGAACAUUGCGAGAGUGAAACUUGCCACCCUUGUGUCCCACAUGUUUUGGAGGAUCCUAGUGGUGUUUGUGCCUUGCAGCCCAGCGUAGUUUGUAGUCAACCUCAUGGGUCAACACUUAACACAUCAGAUCACUGCGGUUUAAAUUCACUUGAAAUGUAUGGUGUCACAGGUUCUGUAGAAGGUAGUGCUCCAGAGAGUGAUGGUAAUGAAAAAACAAUAGAAACAGUCCUACCUGAGCUUUCAUUCUCAAAUUGUGGUGUCGAAGUUCAGGAUGUUAACCAAACUGCCUGUACUGGAAGAAGCAGUGUCGAGAGAGAGGUCGCUGAACAUCUAGCAAAGGGAUUUUGGAGAGAACUUAACACCAGACAAGAAGGUUCUUUUGACACAGUGCCAGGUUCUCUGCAGCAGUCAUCCGAGAAAACUCCUGAGUGUCCUUGGUUAUCAAUAAGUAUAAGUGAAAUGUACGAACCUCAGUCUGAUUUUGCUGCAGGAGCUGCAGAUUGCCCCUUCUUGAGCAACCUUAAUAGUGAUGGUUGCUGUGGAAGGUUUGAGGAGCAGAGAACUGAAUGCGACCAAGGAUCGCAGCAGGAGAAAAGCCCUUGCAUCUCUUCAGUCAACUCAGGAGACGAAUCUGACUUUGACACGGAGGGAGACAGUGAGUCGUACACCAGAGAGCGAGCACAUGAGGUGAAAUUGCCAUUUUCAGUGGAAAAAAUUGCAUCAUUGACAAGAAAUGAUUUCCAACAAAUGCUAAAAAACCACAACCUAACUCAAGAACAACUGGACUUUAUACAUGAUGUCCGACGGCGAAGCAAAAAUCGAAUCGCAGCCCAGCGAUGUCGCAAAAGAAAGCUGGACUGCAUUCAGAAUUUGGAAUAUGAAAUUGAUAAACUGAGAAAUGAAAAGGACAAAUUAAUGCAUGAAAAAAACAAGUUAAAGAUGAGCAAGGUUGAGACAUGGCAGAAUCUUUCCAGUCUGUAUCAGAAGGUAUGUAGUGAGGCUGCACUUAGGCCUGAGCAACUCCAGGUACUUGUGAAAUAUUCCUCCCUCGACUGUCCUCUUUCAUUACUAAUGGGCCAGAAAGAAAACACAAACAACUCAGAGCCUGGAGCUCAGACCUCGCCUUCCACAGGCUUCUCAGCAGAGACGUCUAUCCUAGGACCUGCAGAAGAGACUGAAGUCUGUCAACCAAGUCAAGAGUACACAGAAGGGAAUUAACAAGAGCCAGUGGAAACUUUUUUCAGGUAUUCCCAAGGACCGUAGAGAACACACCUUCUACUGAACAUUGUUGCCAGUGUUAAACAGGUUUUUUUUGUCGGGAGAUCUGCUUCUAUUUCCAGAAAAAAACUGGCUCUGAUUCCAUGUUUUGAUGUCUUGCACUCUUGUCACUACUUUUCAACCGCACCUUAUUGUAUUUAUUUCACAGUAUCGAACACAAUAAGAAGGUGGUAUUUACUAAAAAGUUAAGUAUAGCAACUUCUAUAGAAAUUACCGUUUUAAUCUAAUAAGCAAUAUAUUUGGCUAAGUGAUUAUAAUGUAGAACAGUGAAUCCAUUCAUAGUCAAUGUUUUUAGGCUA